Juglans regia (Persian walnut) is the source of this 4126-nucleotide messenger RNA. Its product is annotated as auxin response factor 5. Gene Ontology annotation, molecular function: DNA binding; protein binding. Gene Ontology annotation, cellular component: nucleus. NCBI's taxonomy places the organism in Eukaryota, Viridiplantae, Streptophyta, Magnoliopsida, Fagales, Juglandaceae. The transcript has 13 exons. Bases 841 to 3771 code for a protein of 976 amino acids. The record is from RefSeq and is a predicted model, not a curated record. Gene Ontology annotation, biological process: regulation of DNA-templated transcription; response to hormone.
CAUUCUUUCUUGUCCUACGAAAGCACCUCCAACUCCCUCCCUUUUUUUCUUUCGCGCACACACACUCUCCCUAUGGUUCAGCCUUUCUUGUACUGUUUUCGUGUUCUCAUAGCAUUGUUAUGCUUUUUUCCCAUUUCUUAUUUUAAUAUUUAUGCACUCUUUUUAAAAACUUCCUCACAGUUAAAGCUGCAACGGAAUCACCCAUAUACAGAAAAGUGUGUGCGCAGGAUAAGAGCUUGCACUCUUCCCCGUUUCAAACAAAUAAACACACCGAGAGAGAGAGAGAGAGAGAGAGAGAGAGAGGCCUUUUCUCUUUGGUGUUGUUGAUUGGAGAGGGGAGGCAAUGGAGAGAAUCGGUGUCAUGAGUAUGUGGGGGUGUUCAUCGAAAGGUCGGUUUCUUUUGUAAGAUAAAAACAAGCACUCGAUUACUAUACAGAGAGAGGGCCACCCAUGCUUUGGUCCGCGUGCUUUGAUACAAACUGAUGGGUUUGUUUCUUUUCUUUCCAUUUCUCUUCCCUUAUUUGGUUGUGCCCCAAAGCCCCACCUCUUAAUUUGCAGACCCAUUUCGCAGUUUUUGUUCCUUGAUUUUUGGAUUCUUUGGGGGUGGGGGGCUCGGCUCUGCUUUUGUGCCCGAUUGGAUUGUUUGUUUUUCUCGGAGGAUCUUUAAUACUGAGACGAGGGUUGAUUGUAAUUUCCCAUCUUUCUGAAGGAAAAGUUAUGAAGGAGAGGUAAGCUGAAGAGCUAGGACUUAUUUUGGAUGAGAAAUGAGACUUUCCUUCUUGGGACUUAGGGGAAAGUUGGGGUUCUUGGUGUCUCAUUGAAGAUGUUUAUGGGGCACACAUGAUGGGUUGUGUUGAGGAGAAAGUCAAAGCUGGAGGGUUAAGUAGUGGGGCACGUACAAGUCUGCUCGAGGAGAUGAAGUUCUUGAAGGAAAUGCAGGAUCAGUCCGGGGCCAGGAAGGCUAUAAACUCCGAGUUAUGGCACGCCUGCGCCGGUCCCCUUGCUUCAUUGCCGCAGGUGGGGAGCCUGGUGUACUACUUCCCUCAAGGUCAUAGCGAGCAGGUAGCUGCUUCCACUAAACGGACAGUUACUUCACAAAUUCCCAAUUAUCCGAAUCUCCCUUCUCAGCUGAUGUGCCAAGUUCAAAAUGUCACAUUGCAUGCAGACAAAGAUACGGACGAAAUUUAUGCUCAAAUGAGUCUUCAACCUGUGACCUCUGAAAAAGAUGUAUUCCCUGUACCAGACUUUGGGCUGAAGCCCAGCAAACAUCCAAACGAGUUUUUCUGCAAAACGUUAACCGCAAGUGAUACAAGCACACAUGGUGGCUUCUCAGUACCGCGCAGAGCAGCAGAGAAGCUCUUUCCUCCGUUGGAUUAUACAAUGCAACCACCAACUCAAGAACUUGUUGUCCGCGAUUUGCAUGAUAACACCUGGACAUUUCGUCACAUAUACCGUGGACAACCGAAGCGACAUCUUCUCACAACUGGAUGGAGUUUGUUUGUUGGUGCUAAAAGGCUUAAAGCAGGUGAUGCUGUCCUUUUUAUCAGGGAUGAAAAGUCACAGCUACUGGUUGGCGUGAGGCGUGCCAACCGUCAGCAAACAACAUUACCGUCAUCUGUUCUAUCUGCUGAUAGCAUGCACAUUGGUGUCCUUGCUGCCGCAGCUCACGCCGCAGCUGACCGCUGCCCAUUCACAAUUUUCUACAACCCAAGGUUCACCGAAUCUGCAAUCUUUCACCUACUUGUGUUUUCUUUGUUCUUUUUGCCACACUCCUUUAUCUUGUAUCUGCUUCUUUACCCUAUCAUCGUUUUUCUUAUUUGUAGGGCAUGCCCUUCAGAAUUUAUCAUUCAUUUAGCUAGAUUCCGCAAAUCUGUCUAUGGGACGCAACUGUCAGUUGGCAUGAGGUUUGGGAUGAUGUUUGAAACAGAGGAGUCGGGUAAGCGGAGGUAUAUGGGUACAAUAGUCGGUAUUAGUGACUUCGAUCCCCUGAGGUGGCCUGGUUCCAAGUGGAGAAAUCUUCAGGUGGAGUGGGAUGAGCCAGGGUGUUGCGAUAAACAGAAUAGGGUCAGUCCAUGGGAAGUAGAGACUCCUGAAAGUAUUUUCAUUUUCCCUUCUUUGACUUCCGGUCUCAAACGACCAUUGCACUCCGGUUUUUUUGGAACAGAAACUGAAUGGGGACAUUUGGUUAAAAGGCCCCCUGUCCAGGUUCCUGAAAAUGGAAACGGGAAUCUGCCAUACUCAAUAUCUAAUAUAUGCUCAGAAAAACUGAUCAACAUGUUACUGAAACCUCAGAUUAUUAACCAUCCUGGAAACUUUUUAUCUACUCAACAAGAAUAUGCUACUAAGGUAGAGCCCUUACAAGAUGUGAAGACCAUGCUGGGCACGAUGAACCAAAAGUCUCAGUCCAUCUCAUCAGAAGGUACAUCCCCUGUUCCCCCUCAGUCAUGCCUUGACCAACAAGACGUCGUGAACUCAAAUUCAUCAUUGAAAGCAAUUGCAUCAGGAAAAUUGAACCCUCUACCGAAAUUUGAAAAUCAAACACUGGCUGGAGCUAAUACAGAGAAGCCAAAUUUUGAGCCUGAGAUUUCAGCAGAGGAGUUAAGCCAGGUGACAUCCACUGGCGAGUGCAAUGAGCAAAAGAUGGCUGCAGGACCUAUGAGUCUUCAAAACCCUGUAAACCAGCCAACAUUCUUUAACCAGAGCCAGGAAUCGAUACAAGCACAAACUAGUCUAUGGCCUAUGCAGCCGCAAUUGGAAUCAUUGAUCUACCAUACUGAACAACUUGACGUACCCCAAUCUGAUUCUUCUAAUCUCAAUGGCUUUCUUCCAUCCCCAGACCUUGAUGAAUGGAAAUUUUAUCCCUCAUGCCAACCUCUUAGUGGGAUGUUUAGAUCACCUGGACCUCUAUCUGUGUUUGGAUUGCAAGACCCUUCGACAUUGUUUCCUGAAGCAGUUAAUCCUCCUCUACCUUCAAUGGGACAGGAAAUUUGGGAUCAUCAACUUAAUAAUUUAAAUAGUUUAUCCCAAGCGGAGCAGCUCUCUUCUUUUUCACAACAAGACCCAUGUAACGUUAAUUGUACGUCUAAUUCAAUUGUUUUAAGAGAUAUGUCAGAUGAGAGCUACAACCAAAGUGGGAUUUACAGUUGCCCUAACAUUGAUGUAAAUAAUGGUCGAAGUGCUAUGGUAGAUCCUUCUGUUUCGAGCACCAUUGUGGAUGACCUAUGUAUGCUAAAGAGUACAGAUUUUCUGAAUCCUCCUGAUUAUUUGAUAGGCAACUUCAGUUCUGGUCAAGAUGUUCAAUCACAGAUUACCUCGGUGAGCCUAGGAGACUCUCAGGCUCUCUCUCGUAAGGACUUACCCGACAACUCAGGAGGUACGUCCUCGAGCAACAUAGAUUUUGAUGAGGGCAGUCUUCUUCAGAAUAACUCAUGGCAGCAAGUAGUUCUGCCUGUGCGAACCUAUACAAAGGUCCAGAAAAAAGGAUCUGUUGGGAGGUCUAUUGAUGUCACUGGUUUUAAAAACUACGAUGAACUGUGUGCUGCAAUUGAGUGCAUGUUUGGACUUGAGGGGCUGCUCAAUGACCCAAGAGGUUCAGGGUGGAAGCUAGUAUAUGUAGAUUACGAGAAUGAUGUUCUACUCGUAGGAGAUGAUCCUUGGGAGCAAUUUGUUCGAUGUGUCCGGUGCAUCAAAAUCUUAUCACCUUCAGAGGUUCAGAAGAUGAGUGAAGAGGGAAUGAAGCUUCUAAACAGUGCUGCAAUGCAAGGGGUCUAAGUGAGCAUGCUGGACAUUAACUUGACUGCAAUCAUCCUCGAGAUCACAUGAGUCUGAUUUGUGGGGAGAUCUCAGUUUCUGGCCAGGAACUGCAUGAGUUUAACUGGGUCUAGCACGCACCUCGAUCAGGCUAGUUGAUGUGGGUGAACGGUACUCUAUUACUUGCUUUUGCCUUUGUAAAGCUGCUAUGUGCUGUUUGACAUUUGAGUCGCAUUUGUUCGAACAUGAAAUUAGACGUGGAACCCUUAUUGGUGUAAUAGAGCUUAUGGUUGAUAGGGAAGAUUAAUAAUUAAGGACAACGCUAGGGGCCGCCCAGCAUGUCCCGCUCGGCAUGUCCCUAGUGUAUUUGAGAUUU